Argentina anserina (silverweed cinquefoil) is the source of this 989-nucleotide messenger RNA. RefSeq names its product 60S ribosomal protein L35-like. Gene Ontology annotation, molecular function: mRNA binding; structural constituent of ribosome. The transcript has a single exon. The record is from RefSeq and is a predicted model, not a curated record. Gene Ontology annotation, cellular component: cytosolic large ribosomal subunit; ribosome. Lineage: Eukaryota; Viridiplantae; Streptophyta; Magnoliopsida; Rosales; Rosaceae. The coding region runs from base 474 to 845 and encodes 123 amino acids. Gene Ontology annotation, biological process: maturation of LSU-rRNA from tricistronic rRNA transcript (SSU-rRNA, 5.8S rRNA, LSU-rRNA); translation.
CCAGCUAGUUUGACAAGAAGAGGGCUUAAAUGUAAGUAUUUGCAUCAAUUGUAAGGCAAUAACCACGCAUUGCAAUAUUACUUACCUAUAGUACGUUAUAAGAAUUUCUGUUACUCAUGGAUAGAAUUUGUAGAUUCAUCGUGCAACACUUCAAAAAUUAUAAUAUUUCACUAUAUAGCAUUAUUUUUCCCUAUAAAAUUACUUCAUCAACGCUAGUACUGAAAAGAAGCAGUGGUCGAUUACAAGUAGCAACACAAGAAACUGAUCAAUUCUUCACAUAGUACAAAGCAAGAAUUAAUAGUAGUGCUGAAGAAUGCAACCCAUGCAUCAUGCAUGCAUGCAUAAUCAACGAUCAAACAUGAUCAAUUGAUCAUGUGGUAGCAAUAAGCUCGAUCUUGAAUCCACCUAUGGGGAGGGUUUCAUUUUAACCAGGUAGAUUAGCCGACGUUGCAGAGCUCCACAGACACACAGCAAUGGCCAGAAUCAAGGUUCACGAGCUAAGGCAGAAGUCCAAGGCCGAUCUCUUGGCCCAGCUCAAGGAUCUCAAGGCCGAGCUCGCCCUCCUCCGCGUCGCUAAGGUCACCGGUGGAGCACCCAACAAGCUGUCCAAGAUCAAGGUUGUGAGGCUUGGGAUUGCUCAGGUGUUGACAGUGAUCUCACAGAAGCAGAAGGCUGCUCUGAGAGAAGUGUACAAGAACAAGAAACUCUUGCCUCUUAAUCUUCGUCCCAAGAAGACCAGGGCCAUUCGCCGAAGGCUCACCAAGCACCAGGCCUCUUUGAAGACUGAACGUGAGAAGAAGAGGGAGAUGUACUACCCCUUGAGGAAGUUUGCGAUCAAGGCGUAGAGUUGUGGUUCGCUUUAUUUAGGUCAUCUAUCUUCUGCAAUAGAAACUUAUGGUCACAAGUUUUGAUUUUGAAUUGAUGUGUUGAACAUGAGAUUUUGAUGUCAAAUUUGACUUCUCUAGGUUGGGUAUCACCCAAACCAAUUA